Molecule: messenger RNA, 4773 nt
Organism: Myotis daubentonii (Daubenton's bat)
Lineage: Eukaryota; Metazoa; Chordata; Mammalia; Chiroptera; Vespertilionidae
Gene: LARP1B
Product: La ribonucleoprotein 1B
Biological process (GO): positive regulation of translation; mRNA stabilization
Cellular component (GO): cytoplasmic stress granule; cytosol
Molecular function (GO): RNA cap binding
Source: RefSeq, a predicted model, not a curated record
CUGUUCGGGCGCGUGCGGCCGGCACUCCGCUAGAGGUCCUCCAGCCGGCGGCUGCGCUCGCUUGCUGCCCGCGACAGGUGACGGCUGGCGGCCGGCGGCUCGCGGCUGCGGCGCCCGGCGCGGGUUGGCUGGCUCGGGCGUGCGUCGCUGAGGCGGCCGGAGCCAACGGGCGGUUAGCGCUCCGUUCUACGCGGGAGGGGCGGCACCCCGGGCGCUGCACGGCCUCGGCCGACGCGGGCGGCGACGGCGGCGGCGACGGCGGCCGGGCUCUCGGGCUCUGUGCCCCCGGCCGGAGCCAGUGGGUGCCCCGGCGGAGAGACGGGCAGCCGGCCUCCCUGGCCCCGGCCUCCCUGGCCCCGGGCCUCCCGCGGCUGGGGCGGCUGGGGCAAGGGGACCAUGUCUGCUCGCGCUCCGGUGCCUGCCGCUCACUCUCGGGAAGAGCCGCCCGCGGCGGCUGCUGAGAAGGAGUCGCCGUCGCCCGGGGUGAGCCGGCAGGCGGAGCAGCUGCCCGCGCCGGAACAGGAGGGCAAGCAGGCGGCGAAGGAGGAGCGGGCCGCCGCCGCCGCCACCGCCACCAGCGCGGGGGCGCGGGGAGAGCCGUCGCCGGCGCCGGUGCUGGGUCACAGCGUGCCCCAGGCGGCCGUGCCCGUGAGGCCUCUGGCGCUGCACCUGGCGCACCGGGCGCGCGUGCCGCCGGGGGCCCCCUUCGGCGGGGAGCCGCUGCCGCCGCCGCCGCCGCCGCCGCGGGACCCGCCGGCCGAGGACGCCCGGGAGGAGGAGGCGACGGCCGGCUCCGAAGAAAAGCCACCGCUGCCGCCGCCGCCGCCGCCGCCGCCGAAGGAGAACCCUUGGACCAAAAAGCCGCCUCAGCACCUGUCCCCUACCGGGUCGGAGCCGCCGCCUCCCCCGCUGGAUUCCCUGGAAGCAGAGCUCAGUUCCCCAAAAAUUAUAAAAGCAGGAAAACUCAAGACAAAGAAAUCCAACAAGGCUAGUGAUUUCAGCGAUAUGGCGAAUUGGCCAACACCAAGUGAAUUAGUGAACACUGGAUGUCAGAGUGUCAUCAACCAAGGAAAUAAGAAGCUACAAAAUAAGAAAGAAAAAGAAGACAAAGUUGAAAAGAGAAAUAACAGUGAGAGCAAAGAGACCCGGGAAACAAAACUAGAUGGUCCUGGUGAAAAUACCAGUGAGGAUGAAGCUCAGUCAAAUAAUCAACGAAGGAAAGCUAAUAAGCACAAGUGGGUACCACUCCACUUAGAUGAUGUAAGACCAGAUAGUCAAGAAAGACCAGGAUCCCGGAACUGCUCAAGAUGUCAACCUGAAACAAAUAAAUCAUCACAUAAUAAUAGGAGAAAUGAUACACGAAGUUGGAGACGUGAUAGAGAAAAGAGAGAUGAUCAAGAUGAAGUUUCCAGUGUGAGAAGUGAAGGUGGUAAUAUCCGAGGUUCCUCAAGAGGCCGAGGAAGAGGCCGAGGACGGGGAAGAGGCCGAGGCAGAGGAAAUUCUCGAUUGAACUUUGAUUAUUCAUAUGCUUAUCGAGAACAUGGCGAAAGGACUGAUCAACCAUUUCAAACAGAACUUAAUACCAGUAUGAUGUAUUACUAUGAUGAUGGUACUGGUGUACAGGUAUAUCCUGUGGAAGAAGCAUUGCUCAAAGAGUAUAUUAAGCGCCAAAUUGAAUAUUACUUCAGUAUAGAAAAUUUGGAACGGGACUUCUUUCUUAGGAGAAAGAUGGAUGAGCAAGGUUUCUUGCCUAUUUCCCUGAUUGCUGGUUUCCACCGUGUUCAGGCUCUCACUACAAACCUUAAUCUCAUUUUAGAGGCACUGAAAGAUAGCACAGAAGUGGAAAUUGUGGAUGAGAAAAUGAGAAAAAAGAUAGAACCAGAAAAAUGGCCAAUUCCGGGCCCUCCUCCACGUAGAGUGCCACAAACAGACUUCUCUCAACUGAUUGACUGCCCAGAGUUUGUACCAGGCCAAGCCUUUUAUUCACAUGCAGAGUCUGCCCCCAAUUCUCCAAGAAUUGGAAGUCCACUGAACACAAAGAAAAGUACUGAAACAAGUAAUCUCCAAGCAAUGACUAGAGUUUUGUCUACCAGUUUGCCUGACUUGGACUCAGAACCUUGGAUAGAAGAAAAAAAGAGACAUCGUUCAUCCCCAAUGAAAUUGAAUGAAUCAGCAUCUCUACCUGAAGAUGCAUCAAUUCAACUCUAUCCUCCAGAUGAACAAGAACAAGAAGAACUUGAUUUCUUAUUUGAUGAAGAGAUGGAACAAGUAGAAGAACGAAAAAACACAUUUACCGAUUGGUCUGAUAAUGAUUCCGAUUAUGAAAUUGAUGACCAGGAUUUAAACAAGAUUUUGAUUGUAACUCAGACACCACCUUACAUGAGAAAACAUCCUGGAGGAGAUCGAACAAGCAACCACAUGUCUCAGGCAAAAAUUACAUCUGAACUUGCUAAAGUUAUCAACGAUGGCUUAUAUUACUAUGAACAGGAUCUGUGGAUGGAAGAAAAUGAAAACACACACACAGCCAUAAAGCAAGAAGUUGAGAACUUUAAGAAGCUAAAUCUCAUUAGUAAAGAGCAGUUUGAAAACCUAACACCUGAACUUCCUUUUGAGCCAAACCAAGAAGUUCCUGUAGCACCUUCGAAGUCCAGGCAAGGUUGGCUUAUUUCACUUAGCAUAAUAUUUUCCAUGUCUGCCCAUGCUGUCCCAAAGGAAAUAUCUUCAACAACAGUCUGUUCACUGCCAACAGCAGUUCCAGAAUCUUCUAGAAUUUAUCCUGCAAGGAUACCCAAAACACCCCGAACACCCAGGUUACAAGAUCCAAACAAAACACCAAGAUUUUAUCCUGUGGUUAAAGAAUCAAAAGCCCUUGAUAUAAAGAGUCCAAGAAAGAGAAAAACAAGACAUAGUACAAAUCCCCCUCUGGAGUGUCAUGUUGGUUGGGUAAUGGAUUCCAGAGAUCACGGGCCAAGAACACCCUCUGUCAGCAGUUCAAAUGCUUCACCUUCAGAAGGUUCCCAACUCAUAGGAAGUUAUGGAUGUACUCCUCACUCAUUCCCGAAGUUCCAGCAUCCUUCUCAUGAACUUUUGAAGGAAAAUGGCUUUACCCAGCAAGUGUACCACAAAUAUCAUCGAAGAUGCCUAAGUGACAGAAAGCGCUUGGGAGUUGGCCAGUCCCAAGAAAUGAAUACUCUCUUUCGUUUCUGGUCCUUUUUCCUCAGAGACCACUUCAAUAAAAAAAUGUACGAGGAAUUUAAACAACUUGCUUGGGAAGAUGCAAAAGAAAAUUACAGGUAUGGAUUAGAAUGUCUUUUCAGGUUUUAUAGUUACGGACUGGAAAAAAAAUUCAGACAAGAAAUUUUUAAGGAUUUCCAAGAAGAAACCAAAAAAGACUACGAAUCUGGUCAAUUGUAUGGAUUAGAAAAGUUUUGGGCUUAUCUAAAAUAUUCUCAAUCUAAGACACAGUCUAUUGACCCAAAACUUCAGGAAUACCUCUGUAGCUUUAAGAGGUUAGAAGACUUCCGCGUUGAUCCCCCCAUUAGUGAGGAAUUUGGAAGAAAACGACAUUCAUCUACUUCUGAUUCAGAGAGUGAUCAUCAUAGACUUCCAUCUAAUUCCUCCACAAAGUCACCAAAUGCUGCUAAGCCUGCAUCUGCCAGUCAACUUCAGGUUCCAAUACAUUCUCCCAGAAGGAAUAUGUCACAGGAGUCCAGUGACAAUUCACACCAGAACAGUGCUGCCUCAGUCUCCACAAAUGGUGAAAUGUCUGAGAAGUAGAUGCUUAUGAAAGUUGCUUGCCCUUGAAAUCAACAUUUACAUCAAUAUUUAUUUGGGAAAACCUGAUGUUUAAUUGUGACGAUCAGAAAAAAGAAGAAGGAAGAAAAGUGGUACCUUUUUUUUCCAUAGCAAGAUAAAUUCUAAAAAUGUUUUCCCUGACUUCAUGAACAGGAUAGUUUUGGUGAUCUAUUAUAGAGAUCCUCUAGUAAUGAAUAGGUCUCAGUAUUUCUUUUUCAAGGCCAUUGUUUACAAGAACAGCAUUCCUUAAAAUAUAUUCAAAAACAACACAAGGAAUGCCUAACAUUUCAGGUCAUACUUCUUAAAGAAGAUAUAGUAUGUUGUAUUCAUCUAUAGAGCUUUCUUAAAGAAUCUAAUUACCCCACUAUCAAUUCAUAUUUGAAAUUAAAAACGAAGAUUACGUAAAUAUUUUUUAAUUCAGAAAAAGAAUAUGAAAUGAUACAUUUGCUUUUAGAUGUGUAAAGAAAACCUUUUUGUUGUUGUUUUUGUUUUAACAAAAGUAGAAAUAUAUUGCAGUUAUAUUAAAGCAUACGCACUUUGGAUGCAAGAUUUUCCUUUUCCCCCUGUGAGUUUAACCUCAUGAUUUCUAUAGUUAUUGUUGUGUUGGUGUGGAGUAUUGUAAAUUGGCAUUAGCUGUUUACAUAUUAGGAGUGAUUUACUUUUUGUGAUUCUACAUAAACCUGCAAAAGCAAUUGAAAAGUAGUGAAAACUGGGUUGGAAUGUUGUCCUAAAUUAAUUAAAUUUUGCACUGUUUUGAAUGCAUCAGCUCUUUGUACAUCUGCAGGUGGGUAUAUCACAAACAGAUUAUCUUCAAUUUAAAAGGAGCACUUAGAUUUCCUUUUUGUUUCUUUUAGUUUUUUAUGCUUGUGUUUUCAAGAGUUAUAGUACAUUGAUUUCUAAUUUUAUUGCUAUUGCAACUGAUGUAAAUGAUAGUUUCAGUUUUUGUGGGAAUUUAAAAAUAAAGCACUUUCUAAGUUA